This is a messenger RNA of Ornithodoros turicata, 1007 nucleotides long. RefSeq lists its product as uncharacterized. The coding region runs from base 1 to 606 and encodes 201 amino acids. The record is from RefSeq and is a predicted model, not a curated record. The transcript has 6 exons. NCBI's taxonomy places the organism in Eukaryota, Metazoa, Arthropoda, Arachnida, Ixodida, Argasidae.
AUGGCUGAGACACGGCAAGUACUGGCUGAAGCUGUCACAGCUACUCCCACAGCUUCAAAAGAAACUGUAGAUGCCUCACCAGAACAGCACACGGAUAAUGCCUCUACCGAUGUUCCUGUCAGUCACCAGCCAGGACCUGCUAUGCCCACAGCAGUGUCAAGCUUAGAAGACUGCACACCUGGACAAGACCAUCCAACGACUGAUGCAUCCACUCAUGUAGCCCUGGUCAAGAGGAUUCAGCAACUUGAAGCUGAGCUCGAUACUGUACGACGGAAGCUCAAAUUGUCUCAAAAGCAGAGGUGUCAUGCCAUUGCUGUCAACAGACGAAUGGCCGCGGGACUGAAGAAGUACCUAAAUGAGGACCAAGUGAAGUGUCUUCAGAGGUCAACAAUGAAAGGCACAGCCUGGGGCAGGAAGACUGUAGUCAAGGCAUUAAAAAUACGACUAUCUUGUGGAGCACGAGGUUACAAUGCUGUGAAGGAACUUGGUCAACCGUUGCCUUCCGAACGGACUCUGCAAAGGCAUCUGGAGGGCUACAAAUUCCAUCCAGGGUUGUUACAGGACAUCAUGAAGUCUCUCGCACUAAAGGUACAAAGGCACAAAUAAAAUGCAUGACACCUGACACCACGCAUGAUAAAUAGGCAAAACUGAUGUCACCUGAAGAACGUCACGCCACUUUAAUGCUGGAUGAGGUGCAACUGGCUCUUGGUCUCGUCUACGACCCUUCUUCAGGCUCCGUGCUGGGAACACCAACCGUCCCUCUUGCAGAUGGAACUCUCCCGGUUGACUGCUUGGCCACCCAUGGACUAGUCUUCAUGCUCGGAGGCAUCUCUACACGCUGGAAGCAAACAGUUGCUUACCAUUUGACUGGCAACUCAUUUCAUGCCGGGACAGUGAAGGACUUCAUCGUUGACAUCAUUAAGGAGUGCGAGGCCAUUUCGUUGAAGGUGGAUGUCAUCGUUACCGAUAUGGGUGGUGGAAACCAGGGCCUGUGGAAGCUAUUUGGU